UUUGACGCCAAGGCGAGACUAUCGGCCGCUGCCCCUUUAAGGGCAGUCACUCCUCCCCCCCACCCCAAGCGGUGGCACCCAGAGGGUGGGGGGGAGGCUUAGCGUUCUCGCCGGCGCCCGGUCAACUCGAGAAGAUGGCCCAGGCCCGGGGAAUCGCUCCCACGCCCCACUACCUCCUCCCCUGAGCCGGGUGAGCUGGGAGACCCCCUUCCCUCUUUCUCUCCCGCCCCACGCGCGACGUGGGAAUGGCUCCGUGGCCUCACGGAAACAGCUCUCUGGCCUCGUGGCCGGGUGCCCCCACCCUGGCGCCCAAUACCGCCAACACCAGUGGGCUGCCAGGGAUGCCGGGGGCGGCGGCACUGGCGGGGGCGCUGUUGGUGCUGGCCACUGUGGGAGGCAACCUGCUGGUAAUCGUGGCCAUCGCCCGGACGCCGAGACUCCAGACCAUGACCAACGUGUUCGUGACUUCGCUGGCCGCGGCCGACCUGGUGGUAGGACUCCUGGUAGUGCCGCCGGGGGCCACCUUGGCGCUGACCGGCCACUGGCCCCUGGGCGCCACUGGUUGCGAGCUGUGGACUUCGGUGGACGUGCUGUGCGUGACGGCCAGCAUCGAAACCCUGUGCGCCUUGGCGGUGGACCGCUACCUGGCCGUGACCAACCCGCUGCGCUACGGCUCACUGGUCACCAAACGCCGCGCCCGGGCAGCCGUGGUCCUGGUGUGGGUCGUGUCCGCCGCGGUGUCGUUUGCGCCCAUCAUGAGCAAGUGGUGGCGCGUGGGGGCCGACGCCGAGGCGCAGCGUUGCCACUCCAAUCCGCGCUGCUGCGCCUUCGCCUCCAACAUCCCCUACGCGCUGCUCUCCUCCUCCGUCUCCUUCUACCUUCCGCUUCUUGUGAUGCUCUUCGUCUACGCGCGCGUUUUCGUCGUGGCUACGCGCCAGCUGCGCUUGCUGCGCCGGGAGCUGGGCCGCUUCCCGCCAGAGGAGUCUCCGCCGGCUCCGUCUCGCUCUCUGUCCCUCGUCCCGGCGGGGCCGUGCGCCGCGCCCGCGGGGGUGCCCUUCUACGGCCGGCGGCCCGCGCGCCUUCUGCCUCUCCGGGAACACCGGGCCCUGCGCACCCUGGGUCUCAUCAUGGGCACCUUCACUCUCUGCUGGCUGCCCUUCUUUGUGGCCAACGUGGUGCGCGCCCUCGGGGGCCCCUCCCUAGUUCCCAACCCGGCCUUCCUCGCCCUUAACUGGCUAGGCUAUGCCAACUCUGCCUUCAACCCGCUCAUCUAUUGCCGCAGCCCGGAUUUCCGCAGCGCCUUCCGCCGCCUGCUGUGCCGCUGCGGCCGCUGCCCGCCCGAGGAGCACCUCGCCGCCGCCUCCGGCCCCGCGACCCCUCCGGCGCCCCUGCAGCCCUGACCAGCCCUGCGGAGUCCGGGCAGCGCCGCCGCUUGACGGGGCUUCCUGGGGAAUUUCUUAGACCUUGAAGGACAAGAAACAACACUCCGUUGAUCCAGAACCUUCGGAAAGCCUCUGGCCUCUGUUCAGAAUGAGCCCUGUGGCGUUUCCCAGCUGGAAAACUCUGCCCUCCAGAACCUGAUGACUGGGCCAUGGGAUGGGGUGGGGGAGUCCUUCCCAAGUGGGUUUUCACCAUCCCCUCUCUCUCUCUUUCUGGGAGAAGUUUUCUAAACCCCACCCCUGAACUUCACCACUACCUCAGCAGCGGAGCAUCUGAGGAUCUGGCUGUGCUCAGCUGCCCCCGAGAGCAGCCCGGCUUGCUUCGGCGGGGCACCCAUCACUUUGCUCACUGGUGUGCUGUGUGCUUAGGGUGAAGAGAGCACCUCUCGGCCCAUUCCUUCUGUCGCCCAGACCUGAUGAACCCCGGAUGCUCUCUGGGCUUGGCGGCCCAGGCUGAGAGCAGAAAGCUAGAGAAGGUCAAGGUUUGGGGU
Molecule: messenger RNA, 1930 nt
Organism: Equus quagga
Lineage: Eukaryota; Metazoa; Chordata; Mammalia; Perissodactyla; Equidae
Gene: ADRB3
Product: adrenoceptor beta 3
Exons: 2
Coding region: 246-1400 (384 amino acids)
Biological process (GO): norepinephrine-epinephrine-mediated vasodilation involved in regulation of systemic arterial blood pressure; adenylate cyclase-activating adrenergic receptor signaling pathway
Cellular component (GO): membrane
Molecular function (GO): norepinephrine binding; beta3-adrenergic receptor activity; epinephrine binding
Source: RefSeq, a predicted model, not a curated record